Messenger RNA from Leopardus geoffroyi (Geoffroy's cat), 1019 nucleotides. RefSeq names its product olfactory receptor 10K2-like. Gene Ontology annotation, molecular function: G protein-coupled receptor activity; olfactory receptor activity. The transcript has a single exon. Gene Ontology annotation, cellular component: membrane. Lineage: Eukaryota; Metazoa; Chordata; Mammalia; Carnivora; Felidae. Gene Ontology annotation, biological process: G protein-coupled receptor signaling pathway. Bases 75 to 1019 code for a protein of 314 amino acids. The record is from RefSeq and is a predicted model, not a curated record.
UCUACUUGUUUUCAGAGGUCUCUCUUGACACUAUCUCCGCCUCUCUUGGAUUGUCUCUGAAUGAUGUACCUUCCAUGGAGCGGGGCAACGGGACCCUGGUGACAGAGUUCGUCUUCCUCGGCUUCUCUUCUCUGGCCGGGCUGCAGCGGCUGCUCUUUGUUGCCUUCCUGCCCCUCUACCUGUUCACUCUGGGCACCAAUGCCAUCAUCGUUUCCACCAUCGUGCUAGACAGAGCCCUUCACACCCCCAUGUACUUCUUCCUCGCUGUCCUCUCCUGCUCUGAGACCUGCUACACCUUCGUCAUCGUACCCAAGAUGCUGGUUGACCUCCUGGCCCAGAAGAAGACCAUCUCCUUCCUGGGCUGUGCCAUCCAGAUGUUCACCUUCCUCUUCCUCGGCUGCUCUCACUCCUUCCUGCUGGCGGCCAUGGGGUAUGACCGCUACGUGGCCAUCUGUAACCCUCUGCGCUACACGGAGCUCAUGGGACACGGGGUGUGUGUGGGACUCGUGGCUGCUGCCUGUGCCUGUGGCUUUACUAUUGCACAGAUUAUCACGUCCGUGGUAUUCCACCUGCCCUUCCGCGCCUCCAACCAGCUCCAUCAUUUCUUCUGUGACAUCGCCCCUGUCCUCACGGUGGCAUCUCAUCAUACCUACCUGAGUCAGAUUGUCAUCGUCAUGCUCUGUGCACUGGUCCUGGUUAUCCCCCUGUCACUGAUUUUGGUGUCCUAUAUUCACAUCAUCUCUGCCAUACUCCAGUUUCCUUCCACAUUGGGCAGGUACAAAGCCUUCUCCACCUGUGCGUCCCACCUCAUUGUUGUCACCAUCCAUUAUGGCUGUGCCUCCUUUAUCUACUUACGGCUCAAGUCCAACUACUCCUCAAGCCGAGAUGCUCUCGUAUCAGUCUCCUACACCAUCCUGACUCCCUUGUUCAAUCCGCUUAUUUACAGCUUGAGAAAUAAGGAGUUCAAGUCAGCUCUUCGUAGAGCUGCGGGAAAAACCAUUUCCCCGCCACGAUGUUAA